This is a messenger RNA of Oryzias latipes (Japanese medaka), 1295 nucleotides long. RefSeq lists its product as uncharacterized. Lineage: Eukaryota; Metazoa; Chordata; Actinopteri; Beloniformes; Adrianichthyidae. The record is from RefSeq and is a predicted model, not a curated record.
UUUUUUUAACAAGCACUUUAAACUCACCUGUGAUCACUAUUUUCUCAGUAAAAUCAAGGACACCUGCUACCUUUUUGGUUGACUAACGUACUUAUUUGCACAAAAUUACCGUUUUAUGUAGUACUAGUGUAUUUUUUAUUACUUUAAAUAAAUACAGUUAAAUAAUUAAUAAAGAAGUUAAUUAAACACGUCAGUUAUCAUCAUGGCAUGUAGGAGAGGACGACAACCCUCAUUUCCAGCCCAGAUUGACAGAAAUGCAUCCAGCAAUGUGGACCAGCUGACUCUCAAGUACAUGGAGAUGUGCAAAGUGGGAUCCAGCACAGACUCUGACUCAGAAAUCAGUUCCAGAUGGCCAGAAACCAGUGCUGUGGUAUGUCCAAGGGGUGCAGCAGAGCCCGAGACGUCACGGCAGAUACACAGGAAGCCUAAAAGAUCAUGUGUCUGUUACUCCUUGUUGUUGGAUCCAUAUGAUGGGAGCUCAGAAGAUUCAGAGUCAAACAUCGAUGUCUCCAGCAGAAAAACAAGACAGAGGAAGAAUGGUGGAGCAGGAUUUCCCUAUUCAAGUCAAAGGCGGCGGUCCGUCUUAAAUCAGCCCGUUUAUAGAGGAAUGCUGAGGAGUGAAAUGAGGGACGGGAGUGACAUCCAGAUGAAGUACCACAGUGACUCUGACCUCUGGGACUGUGAGCUCGAGACUCUACCGUCUCACAUUGACAGCAGCGAUUGUAAAAUGGUUACAGAGGAAAGUGAAUCGGCGCUGCACAUUCACAGCAUGGAUGCAGAAUUUCAGCUUGGGGAUUCAGGUUUGCACGGAUCCAGAUCCUCCACGCCUCUAACACCUGGACUUGUGUCUUCAGUGGAAAGCUCCUGCAAAUUUAAAUCUUUGUGGAAGAGAAAGGUGAAUUUUUCUGCAGCAGACAUGGUGGAUCUAAGACCAAGAAAAAAGCAGUGUGUCGUUACAACCGAGGAGGAGAAGUAAUAAAUCGGAUUGAUUUGACUCCUUCGCCCACUGGCAGAUGUUGACUUCAACCUAAGGAGUGAUGUAUAUAAUUAUGUGAAAGAGCACUUUAAUUGAAUACAGCUACUAUCAUGUAUAAGAACAUUUUCUUUUUUUCAUUAAAAACAGUUUGCUAGUAAACCUAUUUUUUUUCACAUCAACAUUCAGGGGUAACUCCAUAACACCAUGCCUUAUUUUAUAAAGCUUUCUAUACAAGCCAACAAAUAUUUCAAAUAGAUUUUGUUGGUGGGAACUCUGUCAUUGGAAUUGUAUUCCAAACAAUAAAAAAAUUGUUCGUUCU